Messenger RNA from Drosophila elegans, 774 nucleotides. RefSeq lists its product as uncharacterized. The record is from RefSeq and is a predicted model, not a curated record. The coding region runs from base 16 to 660 and encodes 214 amino acids. NCBI's taxonomy places the organism in Eukaryota, Metazoa, Arthropoda, Insecta, Diptera, Drosophilidae. The transcript has a single exon.
AGAACAUCUGUUUCAAUGUUCUCCUAUCGCAAUCAUCUUGUGCCAUUUAUCGGUUAUCGCCGCUAUUUUGGCCAAAACAAAAACGUAAAUUUUCGCAACAUGUGCGAGGUGGCUUCUCCGGCGGAUCAACGAAAUGUGGAGGUGAAGGCACGGAUUCCGGGCGGAGCAGAGGGCUUCGAGAAACGCCUGAUCCUGGCCAGAAAGCUAAGCGGCGGCCAGGAUGCCCAGUUAAUCGAGCAGCGCGACGUGUUCUUCGAAUCUCCGCUGGGCGGUCGCCUUAAAUUGCGCUACUUACCGGCUCCAUCGCGCUCCCAAUUGGUCUACUACGAUCGUCCGGAUGUCGCCGGUCCCAAGCUCUCCAAGUUCAACAAGACGGAGGUGGACGAACCGGAGGUUCUGGAGAAGAUCCUGCGCCAGUCAAACGGUGCCCUUGGUGUCCUGGCCAAACGGCGUCACCUGUUCCUGCACGGCCAGACGCGCAUCCAUUUGGACGAGGUGCAAGAUCUGGGGCACUUCAUGGAGCUGGAGGUGUGCCUGCGGCCGGAGCAAACGCUGCAGCAGGGACAGACCAUCGCCGAGGAGCUAUCCAAGGAGUUGGGAAUCCAGGAGGAGGACCUCAUGACCGGAUCCUAUUUCGAUGCCCUGCGGAAGGGAAAAUAAAUGUUCAGCAUUUACUGAUAAUUAAGAGAAAACCAUAGUUGUUAUAUCUUUAAAUGGCCUUUCCCUAUUUGGGUAUUUCAAAUUUGGUAAAAUAUAUGCUUUUAAAACUAAAAA